This is a messenger RNA of Daldinia childiae, 525 nucleotides long. RefSeq lists its product as uncharacterized. The coding region runs from base 1 to 525 and encodes 174 amino acids. The record is from RefSeq and is a predicted model, not a curated record. NCBI's taxonomy places the organism in Eukaryota, Fungi, Ascomycota, Sordariomycetes, Xylariales, Hypoxylaceae. The transcript has a single exon.
AUGCAAUCUCGAUCUAACUCAAACCAGUCUCGACGCCCGUUCCAAAACGGCAUCAGACACGCAACCUUCUCGUACAUCGCCAGGAUGAUGGGUCUGCGCACAGGCACGCCCCGGCGCGAGUGGGAGCGCCAGCAAGCCGCGCGCUACCAGCGACGACAGGAACUGCGGCUGCAGCGAGAGCGAUUCAUACGUAGUCAUGGCCAGACGCUCCAUGUAGAUGAGAUGCGCUUGCGGGUGACGAUGGCGCUGCAGAACGGCGAGAGGGUUUCCUCUCGGAUUCUGUACGAGCUCGCCGAGCGCGACGGCGUGCAUAUAACCAACGGGCAUUGGGAUCUCCGUCCGGAGCUGCUGGCUCGCAUCAUGUUCCUACGCGACAAGUACUACUUCCUGGGACACGACGGGCGCUUCUACACUAGUACCAAUCCAACCGGUAAUAGUCCUGACUUUGAUAUUAUCCUCGAUACCUUUACGCCGAUUCUCGUUCGGCAGGUCGCUUAUCCGUACCGGCAGCUGUGCCGGCGGUAA